Molecule: messenger RNA, 681 nt
Organism: Lottia gigantea (owl limpet)
Lineage: Eukaryota; Metazoa; Mollusca; Gastropoda; Lottiidae
Exons: 4
Coding region: 1-681 (226 amino acids)
Biological process (GO): regulation of transcription by RNA polymerase II; cell fate specification; positive regulation of DNA-templated transcription
Cellular component (GO): nucleus
Molecular function (GO): RNA polymerase II cis-regulatory region sequence-specific DNA binding; DNA-binding transcription factor activity, RNA polymerase II-specific
Source: RefSeq, a predicted model, not a curated record
AUGGGCAGGAACCCAUUAUUACCAGGUGAACUCUUUCCACACCCUGAUCACUUUCGGACAAUGAGAGGGCUAGAGCCUCCGGAUAAUGACGUUCAAGAUGACCCUAAAGUCGACCUUGAAGAGAAGGAUUUAUGGGAGCAGUUUCACAAGUUUGGUACAGAAAUGGUCAUCACAAAAUCUGGACGACGAAUGUUUCCACCUUUUAAAGUGAAGGUCUCAGGAUUGGAUAAGAAAGCUAAAUAUAUUCUACUCAUGGAUAUCGUAGCCGUUGAUGAUUGUCGUUAUAAAUUUCACAAUAGUAAAUGGAUGGUUGCUGGAAAAGCGGAUCCGGAAAUGCCCAAGAGAAUGUAUAUCCAUCCAGAUUCACCAAGUACAGGGGAACAAUGGAUGCAGAAAAUUGUCUCGUUCCAUAAACUCAAGCUUACAAACAAUAUUUCUGAUAAACAUGGUUUUACAAUAUUAAACUCGAUGCAUAAAUAUCAGCCACGUUUUCACCUAGUGAGGGCAAACGACAUCUUGAAACUCCCCUAUAGUGCUUUUAGAACUUAUGUAUUUAAAGAGAUGGAAUUUAUCGCCGUGACGGCCUACCAGAAUGAAAAGAUAACACAGUUGAAGAUCAACCAUAAUCCAUUUGCUAAAGGUUUUAGGGACACGGGUGGUGGCAAGAGAGAAAAGAAGUAG